AUGACAUACAAAACCCCCGUCUUCCCAGGGUUCACGUUGCUGUCCGAUCAAGUAUUCACCCGACCCGGUGAAGCAAUUGAGUCCGACGAGCAAAAGAAGCGCAGUGAUGUCAAUCCAACCAUUGUUCUGCUGUACGGCUGGGGAGAUGGUACCCCCAAACACGUUGCGAAAUACGCCGACGGGUUCCGCGAACUCUUCCCGCACGCAACACAAAUCGUCAUCCUCUCGCCAAUCUAUCGGGCCAUGUUCUCCGAUCUCCAAACGCGAUCAGAACACAUGGUUCCAGUCUUGAAAGCUCUUUCUGAACAGUCGGCGACCCUCGAAAACGAGCGAAUUCUGGUCCACGCCAUGUCCAACACGGGAGGAAUCAACUACGCCGCCACGCUGAACUCGUACCAGGAGGUUUUCGGCAAGCCCCUGCCUCACCGGCUCCUCAGCCUGGAUUCGACGCCGGGCAACACAUAUUGGUCAUGGUCAAACGUCUCGCGCUGGUCGCGGGCAAUGACUCUCGGAACGGCGGCCUGGUUCCCGUGGCCGUUUGCCAUGACGCAGUCCAUCUGGGCGGCGUUUCUGUCCGUGAGCUCGCUAUAUAAAUGGAUGAUUGGACAAGAAAACCCGGGUACGUGGAGCGUCAGGGCUCUCAACAAUGAAAAGUAUGAGGUGGCGGGUGCGAGUAGGCUGUACCUGUACAGCAAGGAGGACGAUCUCAUUGGGUGGGAGGACAUUGAGUCGAAUGUUGCCGAGGCGAGGGCCUUGGGGAGAAAGGCUGAUACGGAGAUGUUUGAUGGGAGUGGACACGUUGAGCAUAUGAGGAAGUUUCCCAAGCAGUAUUGGGCUGCUAUUCAGAGGGCUUGGCAAAAGACUAUAUAG
Molecule: messenger RNA, 870 nt
Organism: Metarhizium brunneum ARSEF 3297
Lineage: Eukaryota; Fungi; Ascomycota; Sordariomycetes; Hypocreales; Clavicipitaceae
Source: RefSeq, a predicted model, not a curated record